Molecule: messenger RNA, 2215 nt
Organism: Chondrus crispus (carragheen)
Lineage: Eukaryota; Rhodophyta; Florideophyceae; Gigartinales; Gigartinaceae
Exons: 2
Coding region: 1-1056 (351 amino acids)
Molecular function (GO): FMN binding
Source: RefSeq, a predicted model, not a curated record
AUGGACCGCGCCGAGGCCACGUGGCCCGACGCACCCGCUAAGAGCCUCUACUCGGCAAACAUCUUCAGCCCCGCCCUGCGGAGCGAGCCCAACUCCACGUCCACGAGCUCCGGCGAUGAGAAGGGCCUCUCCGCCGCAGAGCGGCAGCAAGCGGUUGCUGAUAUUGGGCACCACACAGUGACCAACUACUACCGGUGCACGUUUGACGGGGCGGAGAUUGAACUUGACAACUUUCGCGGGUGCUCCAUGCAGCCGGAGCAGGUGGUCUUAUUUGUGACGGAUGACGAGUUUUUCAAAAGGGCGUCGCUCGUCGCGGAAGACCCCCUCAACCAGGUAAGGGUGGAGCUUCUCGCGCCGCGGCCUUCGACGUCGUCAUCAUCAUCAUCCUCGUCACUGAUGCUGGACGAGCGCAAGACAGGCGUCACGGCCGACUUAUCGCUGAAGAACAUCUCCGUCGUGGGCGGGUGCGCCGUGGUACAGGCGGUGGUAACGGCGGUGAGCCUAGGCGAGGCGGAAUUCGUGCAGGCGAUUUACCGAGACACGUACCUUGCCAAGCGCGCGGUGGCACUCGACGUACCGCGCUCCAAGCUGCCGUUCUACCCACUGGACAAGCAAACCAAAACGUUGCUGCGGCAGAUGCCGUCGGCAAUGUGGGUGGUGUCAACCAGCGCGGCCCACGGGGAGGAUCUGGCGAUGACGGCGACGUCCGUCACGGUGCCUGCGGCGGCGCGCGGGAUGAUAUGCUUCAAUGUGGGGCACUCGAGCGCGUUCUACGCGGGGCUCGGCGGGGUCGGGGCGGGCGUGAGGCUGUUCGCGCUUUCGACAAGGCAGAAGGACAUUGCCGAGCGGUACGUGACGAGGGCUGCGUUGGGGAAGGAGGAUAGGACACGGCUGGAGGAAGAGUGCAUGGUGGCGGCAAGUUGCACGAUUGAGCAUACCGAGGAUGUGCAGGACCAUCACAUUGUUUUGACGAAGAUUGACGGCGUCAAGGUGCCGGAGAAGGACGAGGAGGGGUUGAUGCCUUUGGUUUGGCAACACGGAAAGUUGAUGACGUAGCGGUAGGCGCCGGGUGCUGAUCUCAGCACUCUCAAGAGUCGGCCCUUGUGCGCUACAGUAUUAAAUUAUAUAAACGCUUUUUUAAUUGAAACAAGGUCUUGAGCAAAGAAAAAUGCAGCAACUCACAACUCAGAAAUGGCCAUUAGACUCGCCCCUCCCGGUGCACCGCCCCGGUGCACCGCCGUUCCCAUCGCCGCCCUCUCGUUUCCCCCCCUUUCUAUCCCGAUCGCCUCCGCCGACGACACCCUCAUCCUCACUGAAGGGAACGUCAUCCAAGCCCUCGACGGUGAACAAAACACACACUCGUUCAUAGAGCACCGCCGUACGGUAUGUGAAAUGUAUUGCAGAAGGGACUUCACUAUACAUGUAUAUAUCACAUUCAGGUUGCAACGUGUUUCUGACUGUCGUACCUCUGGUGAGUGAGAAUGUCCGGCGAGCAAGAAUGGCCGCGGCAGGAAACAAUGUCGUCUCUGGCCAUCCCACCGAGCACAAGGAAGAGUGCCUGGCCUCGGUCUACUUGACGGUGUAACCACAAACAAGUGCUGAUCGGAUAGCCACGGCGGUAUCCCGUACCCCUGUCUUCUCCCUCCCUGUUUCCAACCAUCUCUUAAGAGAUGGUUGGAACAGGGACACUCAACACACUUACACAUUAAUACACAUUAAUGUGUGAGUGUCCGUGCACGAGCAGUUGCCCGUGUCCAAACAAGGCAAAACCUCCAUUUCACACAACCUCUUCAUGCUCCAUCAUGCUCCCCCCACCACUACCAACAAGCCACAGCCUCCCGACCACCGCCCGUCUUCGACGCUACACAUGCCGUCGACCUCAACGCUAACACCGUCGUCAACCUCAACGCUAACACCGUCGUCAACACCGUCGUCAAGGUUUCUAAUACCUGACAAAGCGAAAACCACCGCAAAUCCGCCGUGCAUAUCUUGAACUUCAUACUACAACGACUGAUAUCGCAUGUGCCUGUUCCGCCUCCAGUUUUGUUUGCUGGUCUCGCUACGCGCAGUCUCUACGGACGACACUAUUCCCCGCACACUGACGCAACUGCGCGCGACACAUAGAAAAGAUGUACCGACUACUUUUUUUGCGGAGAGGGGCAUCGAGGCGUCGGGUAAUUAGAAACAACAUCGAAUACAUACAAAUUUCUCCUGG